AUGGGCAAGAAGAAGAGAAAGCAACCCAAUGUCGAAGAGCUCCUGGCGCGGCCAUGGUGCUACUACUGCGAAAGAGAUUUCGAAGAUCUCAAGCUCUUGAUCUCCCAUCAAAAGGCCAAGCAUUUCAAGUGCGACCGUUGCGGCAGGAGGCUGAACACAGCAGGAGGUCUUUCCGUCCACAUGAACCAAGUCCACAAAGAGUCCCUGUCGCUCGUAGAGAAUGCCUUGCCCAACAGGCAAGGUCUCGAGGUCGAGAUCUUCGGUAUGGAAGGUAUCCCCGAAGACGUAGUCCAGCAGCAUAACCAGCGCCUCAUCCAAAACUUCUACCAAGCACAGGCCGACCGCUUCGCUGCGACUGGAAACCCUCCUCCCGGCCAGGGUGCGCAGGGACCUGCGAAGAAGAUCAAGAUCGAGACCCCAGAGGAGAUCAAGAAGAGGCUAGCCGAUCACCGCGCCAGAGUCGCUGCCCACAAGGCCGCCGGCGGUGUCGGCAAUCCCGCACCUCCAACUGCUUUGCCAGAUGGCCAAAGUCCCGGCCAGAACAACUCGCCUUUCCCCCCACCGGGCGGCCAGUACCCUCCAGGUUUCCCGCCCCAAGGAGUCCCUGGCUUCUCUCCACCACCCCAAUACCCACAAGGAGGCUUCAACUACCCUCCUGGCAACCUUCCCUCAAGACCAGGCAGCAACCUUCCUGCUCCACCGGGCCUGCCACCCCGGCCGGGACAGCCUGGAUAUGGAAGCACCGUGGACGAUCUGGUAUCAGGCGCCGCCAGGCAGGGCGAUGAUAUUGAUCAGUUAAUCAGAAUGGCUGAACUUGGCCAGCUACCACCCAAGAAGACAGAUUCAGCCACGCCAACGGUACCUGAGCCGGCCCCAGCAGAGGAGAAGAAAGCAAAGAAGAAGGACAACGUGAAGAUGAUUUACGAUGAUGAAAUCAGUCCCGAGGAACGACUCGCGCUCAUGCCAAAAUAUGCUUAUGUACCCGCAGCUGCAGCAUAG
Messenger RNA from Truncatella angustata, 999 nucleotides. RefSeq lists its product as uncharacterized. The record is from RefSeq and is a predicted model, not a curated record. The transcript is spliced from 3 exons. Gene Ontology annotation, cellular component: nucleus. Gene Ontology annotation, molecular function: DNA binding. Lineage: Eukaryota; Fungi; Ascomycota; Sordariomycetes; Amphisphaeriales; Sporocadaceae. Bases 1 to 999 code for a protein of 332 amino acids.